Myxocyprinus asiaticus (Chinese sucker) is the source of this 2294-nucleotide messenger RNA. RefSeq names its product tetratricopeptide repeat domain 29 (gene ttc29). Bases 106 to 1509 code for a protein of 467 amino acids. NCBI's taxonomy places the organism in Eukaryota, Metazoa, Chordata, Actinopteri, Cypriniformes, Catostomidae. The record is from RefSeq and is a predicted model, not a curated record. Gene Ontology annotation, molecular function: protein binding. The transcript is spliced from 11 exons.
AUGAAUUAUGGGUCCGUAUAAUUUUUAUGUGCACUGUUUCGCCGGUUUGGUCUCUUUGGCAACGCCGUCAACACCUUACACAAAUGUAUAAAUCUGACAACCAGCAUGUCUUCAGCGGUGUCGAGUGGCUCGAGGACUCCUCUCCUCCCAGACAUUUACAAUCCACGUGAACACAGCAAAAGAACAACAUCUAAGUCCAUCCCGCUGAACUCCAUCUCUUCUGCUGGAGAGAAAAGUCAAAUCCCCAGUGAGCUUGAUAUAGCACAAUUCAGGAAGCCUUUACGGCACAAUGUUUGCGUGGGGAUGCUGCGGGAGGGCUUCCACCGCUCGUUUGCGGAGCUGUUUGCGCUGCUGCAACAAUGGGACGCAGCGGAGGAUCAUGCGCACAAACUACAGACACUGCAGCUUCAUCUCACCAGUGCGGAGGCUGCAGAGAGAGCCGGACAGUAUGGGGAGGUGUACGAGCACCACCUGUCUUUGGCCAGGUUCUUCUCUGAGCCACAGGAUUUCUGGUUGAAGCAUCAUUUCUUUCAGCUGGCCCUGCAUUCAGCUCGCAAAUUCAAAAUGGAUUCUGGCAAAAGAGAGGCUGAGGCCAACUUACACAUGGGCCAAGUUUAUUUAGAGAAGGGUCAGCUCAAGCAAGCACACAAGCAUUGUGAGGUGUUUUAUCACAUGACCAUGGGCCAUGCAUGGCAGGACACCAGCGGCCGCACGCAUCACUCUCGCUCGUGCGAAGAGCUUUGGAGAGUGUACACACUGCUGGCAGACCGACUGCUUCAGGACCAAGACUAUACACAAGCUAUUAAGAUGUUGACCAAGGCCUACGAGAUGGCAAAAGAAUCAGGAGAUCGAGAGCCAGAAGGAGAGGCGGCUUAUAGAUUGGGCCUGGCUUAUCAGAGCAUUGGAGAACAAACCACUGCUAAACAGUUUCUCAGUGUGUAUAUGGAGAUCUCCACAGCACUUGAAGAUACAGACAGUCUGGGGAGGGCAUAUAAAGCCAUUGCCAAAUCCCUUAAGAGUGAAGGCAAAAUCACAGAGGCAAUUGAAUAUUUGGAGAAGUUUGCUGAGAUUUCUCUGAGCAACAAACAGGACAGAAAUCUCGAGAGAGCCUACAUGUGCCUAGGAACCAUCCUCAACUCGAGAAGGCAGUAUGACGAGGCUCGUGUAUAUUUUGAGCGUGCAUAUGAGGUUGCAUGUAAUCUGGCAUCGGUGCCCAGGCUGCAGAAGGCUCAGGUGUGUGUGGGCAGUGCUCGAGCACUCAGCAUGCUGCAGGCGUAUCACAAACACAUAGAGACCUCUGGACACCAGAACAUCCAGAGAAUCAUCAACUGGAAGGAGAAAAGAGAGGACACCUUCCCUGUAAUUCCAUGUAUGUGGAGAGCAAGAAAUGAAGAGAUGAAUGGUGGACAGAGGAGAGUGAGGGGAAAAGUUUAUUUGAAGGCUGAACUGAAGUCUUAUUCUCAAAAGAUAAUCUUAUUGUAUUUAAUCUCUUUUAAAUCUCUCUCUUAAAGGUUUAGUUAACCAAAAAUGAAUGUUUUGUCAUUAUUUACUCACCCUUACAUGUUGGUCCAAACCCAUAUGACACAUGGAACAUAAAAGAAGAAAUUAGGCAGAUGAUAUUGACCUUAAGAAAUACUUUUGUUGGUGUAACCUAAUGAAGGGGUUUUAAUGCAAGAAGCGCCAAAAAUUAAGAUCCCUUUGCGAGGGGACCCCUUUUCUAAAAUAUAAAGAAUGUAUAUUUUCGGGGGGCCUGGGUAGCUCAGCGAGUAUUGAUGCUGAUUACCACCCCUGGAGUCACGAGUUUGAAUUCAGGGCAUGCUGAGUGACUCCAGCCAGGUCUCCUAAGCAACCAAAUUGGCCCGGUUGCUAGGGAGGGUAGAGUCACAUAGGGUAACCUCCUCGUGGUCACUAUAAUGUGGUUCUCGCUCUCGAUGGGGCGCGUGGUGAGUUGUGCGUGGAUGCCGCAGAGAAUAGCGUGAAGCCUCCACACACGCUAUGUCUCUGCUGUAAUGCGCUCAACAAGCCACGUGAUAAGAUGCGCGGAUUGACUGUCUCAGACAUGGAGGCAACUGAGAUUCGUCCUCAGCCACCUGAAUUGAGGCAAGUCACUAUGCCACCACGAGGACCUAGAGUGCUUUGGGAAUUGGGCAUUCCAAAUUGGGGAGAAAAAGGGGAGAAAAAUAAUAUUUUAAUUAUAUUUUCAUGUAAAAAGAUACAUUUAUACAUCUGUGAGUGAGAAAAAAAACUGACAUUAUUAAGAAAAAUGUAAUAUCUGGUUUUAUAUUAUCAUUGUG